UUUGGUCACGCGGUCAAUGACAUCAGCAGAAGCGUUUCGUACGCAGAUGUGUGCGACACAUGUAACAUCACCGGCUCUCCGUGAGCACCGGGGCUUCAUUUUCACCGUCAUCCUGCGACUGGACCUGAGAGGAACGGGAAUGUCAUUCUCACGUACUGUAUAACCAACACCUUUGGAUAAAAACGUUUUAGGAACAGGGAGCCUCUGGUGAAGCUAACAGUAGUUAGCUUGGCUAGCAUAGCAGGUGAACUGUUACCAUCGCUGUUAGGUGACUAAGGUUCAACUUUAUCCAACUCGAGCAAACUAUUCAAACGGGUGAGGCUACAGUUAAAUACAAGGACGGACUUUGAGCUCCACAAGGUUAAGAUUUCAGUCUUGCUAACUGUUAAAGAGGUGCUACCGGUUAGUAUAGUACCGGUUGAUUAGCCCAUCUGACUUCCUUGCGUCGUUCGAGGUCAUUCUGUAGCGUCUACCUUAGACAGCCGAGUAUUAUCAGGAAACUAGUCAUGAAAAGUCUUCCAUUCUUCUGCCGGGGAGAGGUCAUCAGAGGCUUCGGGAGAGGAAGCAAAGAGCUUGGGAUUCCCACAGCCAACUUCCCAGACACAGUGGUGGACAGUCUUCCAGCAGAUAUCAGCACAGGAAUCUAUUAUGGCUGGGCUUGCGUGGGUAACGGGGAUGUCCACAAAAUGGUGAUGAGCAUUGGCUGGAACCCUUACUACAAAAACACCAAAAAGUCUAUGGAAACCCAUGUGAUUCACAAGUUCAAAGAGGACUUUUAUGGGGAGAUUCUCAGUGUUGUCAUGGUGGGCUACAUCCGUCCAGAAAGAAGCUACAACUCUCUUGAGGCUCUAAUUGCAGCCAUCAACAGCGACAUUGAGGAGGCAAAAGUCAAGCUGGAGCUCCCAGAGCAUGUCAAACUGAGAAACAACAACUUCUUCACCAGCGCUUCCAGCUCAUCUUCAGCCCUGCCCACCACCACAGCAUCUACAUCACAGACUAUUAUGAAUGGUCACUGACAGCUGGCUGUGACUGCAGUGCGCACACACACACACACACACACACACACACACCAGAACAACACAGAGAUGUCUCCGUACACUCAGGUUUCUGCAUUUUUCCUCAUUAAAAUGCACAGCCUCAUUCUGAGAUCUCUCAGCUAUCGCCAUGGCUGCAUGUAUACAUAAUCAUAAACAGCCCAUCUUUUUUUUAUUAUGUUUUUCUUUUACUUUGUCAGUGUUUCUGUGUUUAAGUAGUCGAUUAACUUCCACUAUCAGUUUGUUGUAGUCACUUCUUUCAUGAUGUUCAUUUGUGUAUAUUCACACAGACUUCUGUAUGCAGCUCUUGGAUCUCACUGCUCCUGCUGUAUAUUUGGAAUCCUUUAUGUGAGAAGGUACCUACAAAAAUACAGAUCUUGCUAUGAGGUGACCAGUUAUGUAAUAAUCUAUUUCCAAGGAACUACACAAAUAUAGACCAUAAACUCAACUCUGUGAACACUAUCCAGCCAAGAUCAUAAAUAUGUCAGUUAUUGAA
Molecule: messenger RNA, 1530 nt
Organism: Lates calcarifer (barramundi perch)
Lineage: Eukaryota; Metazoa; Chordata; Actinopteri; Centropomidae
Gene: rfk
Product: riboflavin kinase
Exons: 4
Coding region: 507-1016 (169 amino acids)
Biological process (GO): FMN biosynthetic process; riboflavin biosynthetic process
Cellular component (GO): mitochondrion
Molecular function (GO): riboflavin kinase activity
Source: RefSeq, a predicted model, not a curated record